CGAAGCCGAACACGGGCCGCAUGCGCGCGCUGCACAGCCUUGUAGGUUCUUUCCAGCAUGGCUGCCAUAGGAGUUCAUUUCGGGUAUACCUGCGCUUGCGCUGCGAUAUUUAAGGACGGCCGGGCCGAUGUGGUGGCGAACGACGCCGGGGACCGAGUGACUCCAGCGGUGGUGAGCUACAGAGCAACCGAGCAGAUUGUCGGCAUCGCAGCGAAGCAGGGACGGGUCCGCAACGCCGCCAACACGAUUGUCAAAGUGAAACAAGUGCUGGGGAGGAGCUUUGAUGAUCCGGAGACACAAGCCCACAAAACAGAGACCAAGUGUCAGGUGGUCAACAGACAGGAGAAGCCUUAUUACGAGAUCACAGCAGGAGAUCACCCAGAGUAUGUCUCUCCAGAGGAGGUUGCGAAACUCAUCUUCCGCAAAAUGAAAGAAACGGCUCAGUCGGCUCUCGGCUCAGAUGUCACAGAGGCGGUCAUCACCGUCCCUUUCGAGUUUGCACACGCUCAGAAACGCGCUUUGAGGGAGGCAGCUGAAGCUGCAGGCUUCCAUGUGCUGAGACUGAUCCACGAGCCUGCUGCGGCCAUGUUGGCCUAUAACAUAGGGCAGGAGUGUUCUUCUGGAAAGAGGUACCGAUUAUUACUUAAUGCAUUCAUUAUGAUAUCCAAACAUAUCCACUCCAAACCGCAUGCACUCAUGGAUCUGCACCGUGUUGACAGCCACGUCCUCGUGUAUAAGCUGGGCGGGACGUCCCUCAGUGUGACGGUGCUGCAGGUCAACGGAGGAGUGUUUCGGGUCAUUAGCACCCACACCGACAACAGCAUCGGAGGAGAGAGCUUCACCGAGGCCUUGGCCCAGCACCUCGCCACCGAAUUCAAACGCACCUUUAAGCACGACGUGAGCACUAACGCCAGGGCGAUGAUGAAGCUGAUGACCGGAGCAGACAUGGCCAAACACACUUUGUCCACGCUGGAGUCGGCCAACUGCUUUGUGGACUCUCUGCACGACGGCAUUGACUUUGAAUGCAAAGUGUCCAGAGCUCGAUUUGAGCUGCUCUGCUUCGCCCUCUUCAACAAGAGCAUCCAGCCAAUCAGACCCCUGCUGGAGGAGGCGGGACUGUCCACCAAAGACAUUAACAAGGUGGUUCUCUGCGGUGGCUCGGGCAGGAUCCCUCGUCUCCAGCAGAUGAUCCGUGAAACGUUUCCAGAUGUGGAGCUCCUGAGCUCGGCACCUCCUGAUGAGGUCAUUGCUGUGGGAGCAGCCCUGGAGGCAGGCUUACUGGUUGGCAAGGACAGCCUUGCCCCCGAGGAAGAGUCCGUCACAGUGGACGUCUCUGCCACAGACAUACUAGUGAAGGAGGUGGAUGAAUCCGGAGCCGAGGUGUUCACUGUUCUGCUUCCAUCGGGCACGCCCCUCCCCGCCCGCAGACAGCACGUCCUCAGUGGAGGGGGGGAGCUGUCCUCUCUCUGCUUGGAGAUUUACCAGAGAAGUGUCACGGAGAAGCCAGAAAAGCUAGCCAUGAUUGUCCUGAAGGACCUGCAGCCCAGAGAGGAGAACCAUGACAUCGACACCGUGGUGACCAUGAAAAGGGACGGCUCCGUUCACGUGUCCUGUGUAGACCAGAGCAGUGGAAGGCCAGAGGUCGUAACCAUAGCAGCUGCAUCAUGAGGCCGCAGUACAAACCACACACCAGCGCAGUCUCUGCAAAUGUUGAGCUUUUUUCUCACUAAAUAAACAUAACUGAACUCAAA
This is a messenger RNA of Cyclopterus lumpus (lumpfish), 1751 nucleotides long. RefSeq names its product heat shock protein 14 (gene hspa14). The transcript is spliced from 13 exons. The coding region runs from base 58 to 1668 and encodes 536 amino acids. Gene Ontology annotation, molecular function: misfolded protein binding; ATP-dependent protein folding chaperone; ATP binding. Lineage: Eukaryota; Metazoa; Chordata; Actinopteri; Perciformes; Cyclopteridae. Gene Ontology annotation, biological process: cellular response to unfolded protein; protein refolding. The record is from RefSeq and is a predicted model, not a curated record. Gene Ontology annotation, cellular component: cytoplasm; ribosome.